GUGCAUGGGUGUGUGUGUGUGUGUGUGUGUCUGCAUGUGUGCAUGGGUGUGUGUGUGUGUGUUACGUAGACAUUCCUCUGGCAGACCCUGGCUGGCUGGUUUGGCAGGUUGGGAGCGGAAAUUAGAUUUAUGUAAAAGAGAGAGGGAAAGAGAGAGGGACAGAGAGAGAGGGAAAGAGAGAAGGACAGAGAGAGAGGGAAAGAGAGAGGGACAGUUCAUAGCUCCUGUGUCUGAUGACAUAGAUCAGAGACAUGCCACAGACAGACAGAUGAUGAGGUGAGUGCGAUUACACACCUGAGCGUAAUUUAUGGUUCUUCCUCCUGCCUUCACCUGCCUGUCUGUAAAUAGAAAACCCAGAGGACCCCUGAAACAUUUAGAGCUGCACUUUCUUGCUCUUUCUCUCACUCACACACACACACACAUGCGCACACACACACAAACACACACACACACAUUCAUCAAACUUUGCCAGGAUUCCACUGAAGGGUGAUGCCUUUUCUGGCAGUGCAUAGCCUAAAAGUACCCUCACAACUCCAUUGACAGCUGCAUCUAAGUUCCACAUGGUCAUUUGGUCCCCAAUGGGACUCUGAGAGCAGCAGUGCCUCAUGGGUUCAGAAGGACAGCAGAGACACAGUCAUCAGCAUCUUUCACCUGUUUCUCAACUCAGUGGAACUGGCUUAGACACUUUUAAAAUAUAAAUAAUAUUUAUUUUAUUGCACCGUUGCGGAAUAAGGGGUGUAGGCUUGUGGAGGGACAGGCAUUUCCCAAAAUGGACACCAGUCCAAAAUGGCCCCACUUUGAAAUCUCACACACAGAGGGCAUGGAGCUUGCUGAACUGGACAUCUCAAAACUCAGUACCAACACCAGCACUGACAUCACUACUGACUCCAGAACUGACAUCACUACCAAUACCAGCACUGACAUCACUACUGACACCAGCACUGACAUCACUACCGACACCAGCACUGACAUCACUACUGACACCAGCACUGACAUCACUACUGACUCCAGCACUGACAUCACUACCAAUACCAGCACUGACAUCACUACUGACUCCAGCACUGACAUCACUACUGACUCCAGCACUGACAUCACUACCAAUACCAGCACUGACAUCACUACUGACACCAGCACUGACAUCACUACUGACUCCAGCACUGACAUCACUACCAAUACCAGCACUGACAUCACUACUGACUCCAGCACUGACAUCACUACUGACACCAACACUGACAUCACUACUGACACCAGCACUGACAUCACUACCAAUACCAACACUGACAUCACUACCGACACCAGCACUGACAUCACUACUGACUCCAGCACUGACAUCACUACCAAUACCAGCACUGACAUCACUACUGACACCAGCACUGACAUCACUACCAAUACCAGCACUGACAUCACUACUGACUCCAGCACUGACAUCACUACCAAUACCAGCACUGACAUCACUACUGACACCAGCACUGACAUCACUACUGACACCAGCACUGACAUCACUACUGACUCCAGCACUGACAUCACCCCCCCCCCUUGCCCUGCCCUGCCCCCCCCAGGCAGUGGGCAGGGCCUGCAGCUGUUUCUCCGGAGGCUGAAGAGGGGGUGUCAGCAGGGUGUAGAGGAGACCCCCAGCAUGGUGUCUGGCCUCCUGCUCACCAUGGGAUUCUGCAUCGCCAUCAUCAUCAUCUUCGCCACCACCGGACGGAGUGUGCGUGUGCAUGCGGGUGCCCUGGCGGCGGUCUGUGUGGUGCUGUGUGUGAGCGCCGCCCUGCUGGCAGCUCUCCCCUGGCUGGCUGUGGCGCGGCGCUGUGGGGGGGCCCUCGCUCUCUUCAUCUGGGGGAUGCUCUACAUCAUGGCCAUCGUCUUCAUCUUCACUGGGGGGCCAGUGUCUGCCUGGGAGCAGGUAGCAUUUUUCCUCUUCCUCUCUUUCUCUGUAUACACUGUGCUCCCUCUCUCUCUGUCCUGGGCUCUGGCGGUUGGGAUCGGUGCAUCUGUGUCUCAUGUCAUCAUCAUCAGUGUAUACGUUCCUGUUACCAGUCCAGACACGCCCAAUCUGGCUGUUCAGCUGGUGGCAAACGCAGUGCUGCUGCUGUGUGGAAACUGUGUGGGAGCCUUCCACAGACGCAUGCUGGAGCGAACACACCGCAAGUCCUCAAAAAACACCCAGAAAUUCAGUAAAGCCAGCUCCCAGCGCAUCAUCAAGAAAUACCAUCAGGAGCACCUCCUGUUGUCUGUGUUGCCACGGUACAUCGCCAUGGAGCUGAAGACAGAGAUAAUCAAGCAUCUGACUGAGAAAAAGCCCAACAAAGAGAGCAGCUUCCACAGCCUGUACAUCAGGCAGGACCAGGAUGUGAGUAUUCUGUAUGCAGACAUUGUGGGAUUCACCAGUCUGGCCAGUAGCUGCUCUCCCGAGGAACUGGUCAAUAUUCUCAACAAGCUGUUUGGCAGAUUCGACGACAUCGCAAAGAAGAAUGACUGCUUGCGCAUUAAGAUUCUGGGAGACUGUUAUUACUGUGUGUCCGGCCUGCCCGAGGGCACUCCCCUCCACGCACGCAACUGUGUCAGCAUGGGCCUCCACAUGUGCUCCGCCAUCAACAAGCUGCGAGAUGCUACAGGAGUGGAGAUCAGCAUGAGAGUGGGCGUGCACACAGGAUAUGUUCUGAGCGGUGUGAUUGGUCUACUGAAGUGGCAGUAUGAUGUCUGGUCAUGUGAUGUAACUUUGGCCAAUCACAUGGAGUCUGGAGGCCUGCCAGGGCGGGUUCACAUCACGGAGGAAACGCUGAAGCACCUCGGGGGGGCAUUCGAGGUGGAGGAGGGGAACGGGGAGAGCAGAGACGCCUUCCUCCAGGGCAGGAACACCUACCUCAUCAUCGACCCCAACAACCACAACACCACCCCCACCAAACCUGAGUCACAUGGGGUCGGGAGGCGGAGACUCAAAGUGUCAGUCAGGAUGUCUCAGUACCUUCAGUCCUGGCAGGCCAUUCGCCCAUUCUCCCAGCUCAGCCACUCACCCCACGCUGAGGCCCCUCCCACAAUCACACCUGAUGCCCCACCCUUAUCUCCCCAACCAGCUCACCUGUCCACAAUGAGAUCAUCACCUCAGUCAGAGUAUGCAGGUCUAGGCCGGGCAUCACCCCCGGGAAAGCUGGAGGCUCUUGAUCCUCUGAGCCCUGAGAAGCUGAAUUCUGACACACCAAGACUGAAUUUCUUCACCCUCUUCUUCAAUAAAUUCUCCCUGGAGAAAAAGUAUCGUUUCUCAGAUUUGGAGGAGCUGCACUUGUCCCUGACCUGCCUGGCCCUGGUCUUCUGCUCGGUGUUCAUCGUGCACAUGCUGGUCUCCCAGAGGAAUGCUGCUCUGGGAAUCUCCUACGGUGUCACCUUCCCGGUUCUGGCACUCCUGCUCUUUGCUGUCUGCACUGGAUACCUGCAGCGCUGGCGGUCUAAGCUGCCCCAGGCUGUGCUGUGGGUGACCUCGCUGUCAGAGCUCAUCUCCACCAGGGCGGUGCUACGGCUCCUCCUGGUUUCCCUCUGUGUGCUGAUCACUCUGCUCAUGGCCAUCCUCAACUUUUUCUUCCUCCCUGAGCCCAAUUGUUCCAGUUUCUCCCAGAAUGCAUCGGUGCUGGAGGCCUUCAAACUCUACACUGUGCCUUAUUACCUGUACACGUGUCUCCUGGCCAUGCUGGGUGUGGUGGUGUUUGUCCGAGUGUGUCUGGAGCUGAAGGUGUUCCUGGCCACCGUGGCUGUGGUGGCAUACCUGGCUCUCUUCCUGCACGUCUACGCCUCACGCUCAGACUGCUACAUGCAGCAGCUCUACGGCAACGCCAGCCAGUACGACAUCGCCCGACCUGCUGUGCUGAAGGAGCCCACAGCCAUGGCUGGAAUCUGGCUCUUCAUCUUCUACUUCACCAUCCUCAUACUGAUCCGCCAGGGGGAGGUGGCCUGUCGGGUGGAAUUCUUGUUGGAGCAGCGUUUUCAGAAGGAGAAGGAAACCAUGGAGACGCUUCAGAAAGCCAACGAAUUGCUGCUUCAUAACGUCCUGCCCAUGCACGUGGCCAAGGUCUUCAUGGACAAGACUCGCAACAACCAGGAUUUGUACAGCCAGUCCUGCGAGUCGGUGUGUGUGAUGUUCGCCUCAGUGCCGCAGUUCUACAAAGAGUUCUACAGCGAGAGCACCGUCAACCACAAUGGCCUGGAGUGUCUCCGAGCGCUGAACGAGAUGAUCGCUGACUUUGAUGAGCUCCUGUCCACACCCGAGUUCAGCAGUGUGGAGAAGAUCAAGACGAUUGGCAGCACAUACAUGGCGGCCACAGGACUGACCAGGCCUCACACGGAGGAGCUGAACGUAGACCAGGAUUGUAAAGUGUUGUAUAACCAUGUGCGUACGAUGGUGGACUAUGCAUUGGCUCUGAUGGGCAAAUUAGAAUACUUCAACACACACUCCUUCAACAACUUCAAACUGAGGAUUGGACUGAACCAUGGGCCGGUGAUUGCGGGUGUGAUCGGGGCCCAUAAACCCCAGUAUGACAUCUGGGGGAACACCGUCAACGUGGCCAGCAGGAUGGACAGCACGGGCGUCCUGGGAAAGAUCCAGGUGACAGAGGAGAUGGCUCAGAUGGUACAGUUGCUAGGAUACAGCGUGACUCUGCGUGGUGUUGUCAACGUCAAGGGCAAGGGAGAGAUAACCACCUUCUUCAUCAACACUGACCACCUUCUUCAUCAACACUGACCACCUUCUUCAUCAACACUGACCACCUUCUUCAUCAACAAUGACCACCUUCUUCAUCAACACUGACCACCUUCUUCAUCAACACUGACCACCUUCUUCAUCAACACUGACCACCUUCUUCAUCAACACUGACCACCUUCUUCAUCAACACUGACCACCUCCUCCACCAACACUGACCACCUCCUUCAUCAACACUGACCACCUUCUUCAUCAACAAUGACCACCUUCUUCAUCAACACUGACCACCUUCUUCAUCAACACUGACCACCUCCUUCAUCAACACUGACCACCUCCUUCAUCAACACUGACCAUCUCCACCAACACUGACCACCUCCUCCACCAAUACUGACCACUGACCACCUCCUCCACCAACACUGACCAUUGACCACCUCCUUCACCAACACUGACCACUGCAGGCUCCACCCAUUUCUCCCAUCCAAUCGGCAGCCUAGACGUCCAUGAUGAUGCAGAGAGAGGGGUGUGGUCUGGGAGAGAUUCCAUCCCACUUUGUUCUUAGUCUAAAUUAGUUAUUGUUUUUAAUGUUGCUUUGUUUUCUUAAGAAGUAUAAUUUGUUUAUUUUUGUAUUUGUUGUGAAUAAGAUUUGGCAACAAUGUGUAUUUAGAAUGACAGGAAAGAGUUCUUCUUUCAGCUUGAUGAAGUACUUUAUAAGGCUGUUGCCCUUAGCAUCGCUCUUUGUGAGGUUAAACAUACUCUGAGUGAAGUUACUGAGGUAUGAAGGAUCAUUUAAAGCACUGCUACUGUAUUUGAAUGGAAAAUAUGAAAGUGUUUAUUGAAUCUUUAUUUUUAUUGCAAAACAUGAAAAUAUUUAAUUUAAUCUUAAAGACUGUGUUUGUAUGUUG
This is a messenger RNA of Conger conger (European conger), 5592 nucleotides long. Its product is annotated as adenylate cyclase type 2-like. Gene Ontology annotation, molecular function: adenylate cyclase activity. The record is from RefSeq and is a predicted model, not a curated record. Gene Ontology annotation, biological process: cAMP biosynthetic process; adenylate cyclase-activating G protein-coupled receptor signaling pathway; intracellular signal transduction. Bases 770 to 4732 code for a protein of 1320 amino acids. The transcript is spliced from 26 exons. Lineage: Eukaryota; Metazoa; Chordata; Actinopteri; Anguilliformes; Congridae.